Cynara cardunculus var. scolymus (artichoke) is the source of this 3588-nucleotide messenger RNA. Its product is annotated as exocyst complex component SEC5A-like. The transcript is spliced from 21 exons. The coding region runs from base 125 to 3379 and encodes 1084 amino acids. The record is from RefSeq and is a predicted model, not a curated record. Gene Ontology annotation, cellular component: exocyst. NCBI's taxonomy places the organism in Eukaryota, Viridiplantae, Streptophyta, Magnoliopsida, Asterales, Asteraceae. Gene Ontology annotation, biological process: exocytosis; Golgi to plasma membrane transport.
CCGAGGAGAGCAAAAACUGAGAUCCAUAUCUUCUUCUUUGUUCCUGCAUCGCCCAACUCUUUUACUUCAAUUUAGCUGAAUUUGGAGUAGUUCUAACUUCAAAUCCAGAUACUAAAUUCUCAAAAUGAGUGACAGUGAUGAUGAUGAGCUGUUGCAGAUGGCGUUGAAAGAGCAAUCGCAAAGGGAUGUGAACUACACAAGGCCAUCUCAAUCGAGAUCUUCAAAACCCGUAGUCAAUUUUGUUCAACCGCCGUCAAAUCAUAGGUCUGCUAAAAACCCUAAUCCUAUGACUACCACAAAAUCACAACAUCGUCGGAACGCCACGGAGGAUGAUGAGGACUCUGAGGUGGAAAUGCUUAGUAUUUCUUCUGGGGAUGAAGAUUCGGUUAAUGAUCGGAAGGUCGGGGCCAGGAAUCGGGCCAGAGGCACGGGUAGAGGUGGUGGGAAGGAUGAUGAUAAACUUUGGGUUGGGGAGGAGCCUGAUUCUUGGAAGCGAGUGGAUGAAACAGAGCUUGGUAGAAGGGUCCGUGAGAUGAGGGAGACCAGAACAAUUCCAACAACUCAAAAGUUUGAGAAGAAACCAUCAGUGGCAAUAAAGGGGCUCAAUAAAUUACAGUCUUUCCCUCGUGGCAUGGACUGUGUAGAUCCUCUAGGACUUGGUGUUAUAGACAACAAAACAUUGAGGUUGAUCAAUGAAUAUACAGCAAGUUCUCCAUCCAAGUCUGACAAAGUAGAUUCUGAUGUUCGAGAUAGAUUGAUGUAUUUCUCCGAGAGAUUUGAUCCACAAUUAUUCUUAUGCCGGGUGCACCAAGAUACAGCUGCAGCAGACUUGGAGGCUGGUGCGUUGGCUUUGAAAACUGAUCUGAAAGGACGGACUCAACAGAGAAAACAAUUGGUCAAAGAAAAUUUUGAUUGCUUUGUCUCUUGCAAAACAACGAUUGAUGAUAUCGAGUCAAAACUGAGAAGAAUAGAAGAAGAUCCUGAAGGCUGUGGAACCUCUCAUUUAUAUAGUUCCAUCCAGGGAGUUACUUUAGUUGCUAAUCGUGCUUUUGCACCCCUACUUGAAAGACAGGCUCAAGCAGAGAAGAUUAGGUCAGUUCAAGGAAUGCUUCAGAGGUUCCGUACUUUAUUCAAUUUACCAAGUGCAAUUCGUGGCAACAUUAAUAAGGGAGAAUAUGACUUGGCAGUCAGAGAGUACAGGAAAGCAAAGUCAAUUGUCCUCCCUUCUCAUGUUGGAAUAUUGAAACGUGUGCUUGAGGAGGUUGAAAAGGUGAUGCACGAGUUCAAAGGCAUGCUUUACCGGUCUAUGGAAGAUCCACAGAUAGACCUAACAAAUCUUGAAAAUGUCGUGAGACUUUUAUUGGAGCUGGAACCCGAGUCAGAUCCUAUACGUCAUUAUCUAAAUAUACAGAAUCAUAGGAUCCGAGGUUUGCUUGAAAAGUGCACAUUUGAUCAUGAAACAAGAAUAGAGAACUUGCAAAAUGAACUACGUGAGAAAGCACUAUCGGAUGAAAAGUGGAGGAAAAUUCAGCAUGAAUUAAACGAAUCUGGUGAUGUUGAUAUGCCUCUCCCUCAUAUGAAUAAUUCGUUGACGGUUGAUUCACAACCAAGAGAUUCAGGUGCUGAAGAGCUUGAUGCUCUUCGAGGAAGGUACAUACGAAGAUUAACUGCUGUGCUUGUCCAUCACAUACCGGCCUUCUGGAAGGUUGCCCUUUCUGUUUCAAGUGGGAAAUUUGCAAAGUCUUCCCAAGUCACUGCUGAACUGAAUAUUACUACUUCAGUGACAAAAACCGAGGAAAAGAUGGGAGACAACAAAUAUUCAAGUCAUUCUCUUGAUGAAGUGUCUGGCAUGAUACAAAAUACUAUAUCUGCAUAUGAAUCCAAGGUUCACAACACAUUUCUUGAUCUUGAAGAGUCGAAUAUUCUUCAGCCAUAUAUGAAUGACGCAAUAACAGCUAUAUCUAAAGCAUGUGAAGCUUUUGAAGCAAAAGAAGCAGCACCGUCGAUUGCAGUUGCAGCUUUGCGGACACUUCAGUAUGAUAUCACAAAAAUUUACAUACAAAGGCUUAGUUCAUGGAUGAGGGCUUCAACCGAAGAAAUAUCAAAACACGAAUCAUGGAUCCCUGUGUCUGUUCUAGAAAGAAACAAAUCUUCAUACACAAUUUCUCACUUGCCUUUAGCAUUCCGUUCAGUUAUGGCGACAGCAAUGGAUCAGAUAGAUAUGAUGAUGCAGUCUUUAGGGAGUGAAGCAACAAAGUCAGAAGACGCCUUUAUGCUGCUUCAAGAAACUCAAGAAUCUGUUAGGCUUUCAUUUUUGAACUGUUUGCUUGAUUUUGCUGGUCAUCUGGAGCAGACUGGAAGCAAGCUCAGUCAGAAUAGAUCAUAUAAAGAAAGCCCAUCCUUCCAAAAUGGAUAUCCUCUUGAUCUAGAAGAAAAUUCAUUUGAUCCUCUCCCUGGAAGUAUUACUCAUCCACACCAACAGCUGUUGAUGGUCUUGAGUAACCUUGGAUUUUGCAAGGAUGAUCUUUCUCAUGAAAUGCACGAUAAAUACAAACACAUCUGGAUGCAGACCAGGGUGAAAGAUGAUGAGGACAAUGAUAUGGAAGAUUUGGUUAGGUCUUUCUCUGGGCUUGAAGAGAAAGUCCUUGCACAAUAUACKAUUGCWAAGGCAAAUCACAUUAGAACAGCUGCUGUGAACUAUUUGUUGGAUGCUGGAGUACAAUGGGGUGGAGCACCUGCAGUGAAAGGUGUGCGGGAUGCUUCUGUGGAGUUACUGCACACUCUUGUAGCUGUGCAUGCAGAGGUCUCUGCUGGUUGUAAACCCUUGCUGGACAAGAUACUUCGUGUUCUCGUCGAAGGCCUAAUUGACACGUUACUCAGCCUUUUUCAUGAACAUAAAGACACUGAUAUAAGGAUAUUGGAUGCAAAUGGUUUCUGCCAGCUCAUGCUUGAGCUUGAAUACUUGGAGACGAUAUUAAACCAGUAUUUCACUCCCGAUGCGGGUGAAUCUCUCAAGUCAUUACAAGGAGUAAUAUUGGAGAAAGCCACCGAGAGCUCGUCCGAAGCCAGUGAUACUCCAAAGCAUCGUCGCCGUGCAACACGUGGAAGUGACGAUUUGCUUGCAGAUGACGGCGUAUCACCAGAUGAGCUGAUCGCCCUCGCCCAACAGUGUAGCAGUGAGCUGCUAGAAUCGGAGCUCAACAGGACUCGGAUCAACACAGCUUGUUUUGGCGACUCRCUUCCAUUGGACUCUACAGCAGCUAAAGCUGGAGCUGGUUAUGGUUCAUUUAGAGAUUCUCCAAGCAGGAAUUAUGGAGGCAAGCAGGGUGUGGGUGUGGGUGUGGGGCCCCCAAGUUUUUCAAGGCAAAAAAGGAGAUGAGUUAUUAUUGUAUUAAAUACAUGAGAGGUCAACUGCAAUUGUAUUUGUGUGUAGAUGUUUUCCCUUAUUUUGUUACAAAAAUUAGCAUUCUUUCAACUUGUGCUGUUUGAAGGGUUUUUGUACAUACCAAACCGAAUCAUGCUACUUUGCCCCAUGUAAUUUUUGGCAUCAGUUUUAUGUUCAUUGGUCUCUUUAUUCUCUUCCUACCA